AUGAACGGAAUCACGGCAUCGGUAGACAAACCGGUGACGGAAGUGGAAACGCCGAAUGAUGAGCCCAAACCGAAGAAGACAGGCGUUCGGGAAAAGUUGAUGCAGAUCAGAUCGAACAUAACGGUCGAGCCGAUUAUUGCUUGCUAUAUCAUGUCAAAUGUGUUUUCUGGACUGGCAGUACAGAAUUUGAAUUUGGAAAAGGCCUGCAGAGUGAACUUAGGAUAUAGUGAUGAAGUGUGCUCGGCGUUGAAUAGGCGGCAGACGGAGAAUUACACGACAGAGGAAGCGGAAGUUCAGAAGCUGACUGCGUCAGUGCAGGCGUGGAAGAACAUUGUUCAGACGGCGUUUCCGUGUAUUCUCGUCCUGUUCGUGGGUUCCUGGAGCGACAAGACCGGAAAGAGGAAAGCAUGUAUUCUACUCCCGAUUGUCGGGGAAGUGCUGUGUUGCACAAGUUUCAUUCUGAACACAUAUUUCUUCUACGAAUUGCCCUUGGAGAUAACCGCUCUUUCGGACCUGUUUCCUUCUCUCACCGGAGGUUGGAUCACGGUGUGCGUCGGUGUGUUCAGUUACAUUGGUGACGUCACUACCAAGGAAAUGAGGACAUUCAGAGUAGGAGUGGCCAAUUUAUGUAUGUCCUUAGGCAUCCCUAUCGGGAUGUCUCUAAGUGGUAUAUUGCUGCAGCAAAUUGGAUACUACGGCAUAUUUUGCAUAUCGAACUGUUUGUACCUGACCAGUUUAAUAUACGGGUAUAUCCGGCUCAAGGACCCGGUCAUAUCUCAGGAGAGACAACGAGAGCUCCCUGUGGGGUGCCGUGGCUGGGUCUGUUCAUUCUUCGACGCGCGCCACGUCCGAGAGACGCUGACGGUCGCGUUCCGCAGCGGCCCUCGGCGUCGGAGGCUCAGGGUGUCUCUGCUGAUCGUGGUGGUCUGUGUCAUAUUCGGACCCUUACAUGGUGAGAUGAACGUGCUGUACCUGUUCAUGCGGUACAGGUUCAACUGGGAUGAGGUGCAGUUCAGCAUGUUCUGCACAUACAGCAUCAUCACGAACCUUGUUGGUACGCUGUUUUCCAUCAGUAUCUUCAGUGACUUCAUGAAGCUGGACGAUACCGUCGUUGGCAUCAUCUCCUGCACCAGCAAGAUCCUCGCUUCCUUCAUCUUCGCCUUCGCUAGCACCACCAUCGAGAUUUACAUGGCGCCAUUGGUGGAGAUUUUCAACGGAACAUCCUUCAUAGCAAUGCGGUCCAUAGCGUCUAAGUUGGUGACAAGUGAGGAAUUAGGCAAAGUUAAUUCCCUAUUCGGUCUAGCUGAGGCCAUGAUGCCUCUGGUGUAUGGUCCCCUGUACUCCAGGGUGUACAUGGCAACACUCAGCUUUCUACCAGGCGCCGUGUUCCUGCUCGGAGCGGCCAUGACAGUCCCCGCUGUAGCGAUAUUUGGAUGGAUGUACUUCGAGCAAAGACAAGACAAUCAACUGGACGAAACGGAAACUGUGAAUAAAGAAGUUUAAAUGUAUUGUAUUUCAAAAAGCAUUUAUUGAUAAGUGAACCGUGGACUUGUGACGUAU
Molecule: messenger RNA, 1560 nt
Organism: Amyelois transitella
Lineage: Eukaryota; Metazoa; Arthropoda; Insecta; Lepidoptera; Pyralidae
Product: proton-coupled folate transporter
Exons: 7
Coding region: 1-1503 (500 amino acids)
Biological process (GO): transmembrane transport
Cellular component (GO): membrane
Molecular function (GO): transmembrane transporter activity
Source: RefSeq, a predicted model, not a curated record